Molecule: messenger RNA, 135 nt
Organism: Peronospora matthiolae
Lineage: Eukaryota; Oomycota; Peronosporomycetes; Peronosporales; Peronosporaceae
Source: the annotation of a GenBank genome assembly
AUGCUGCAAAUGAUCGCCAUUGAGGAACGGAUGCCACUGCUUCCUACCGUGAACGUCAAGCCCAUGGACAGGUUUGUUUACUGGCUCAUCGACGACGACGCGGCUGCAAAAAGAGAAGCUCCCGAGCGAUGCUAG